Molecule: messenger RNA, 459 nt
Organism: Microthlaspi erraticum
Lineage: Eukaryota; Viridiplantae; Streptophyta; Magnoliopsida; Brassicales; Brassicaceae
Source: the annotation of a GenBank genome assembly
AUGUUGUCGGCGACUCUCUCUUUCCCUACUUUUGUGGCUUCUUCGAGUUCUCUAUCAAGUUUCAGAAGCCGUAAUUUUCCAAAGAUUCAAGCUUCGCUCUCUAAUUAUCCUCUCGCGAGCAAAAUCAUGGUCAGAAAUUUACCGUUUUCUACAACUGAAGAUCUUCUGCAGAGGGAGUUUUCAGCUUUUGGCGAGAUAGCAGAAGUUAAGCUAGUCAAAGACGAGUCAAUGAAGAGAUCAAAAGGCUACGCCUUUAUCCAAUUCACAACUCAAGAUGAUGCUUUCUUAGCCAUAGAGACCAUGGACCGUCGGAUGUACAAUGGCAGGACAAUUUACAUAGACAUUGCAAAACCCGGGAAGUUCGAUUUCCAACAACACCCGAGGACUUCUGGUCCCCCUGAGAAGCUCCAUGCACCAGAAGAAGUAGCCAGUAAUGAGGUCGCUGAUUGCUGGUAUUAG